AUCAUGGGCAAUGUACAAGCAGCAACCGCACCGCCUCCGCCACCGAUGGGUUUUCAACCACCUCCGCCAGCAAGUGUACCUAAGGAAAAUGCUCUUGCUACUCCUGCUGAGUCUCAAGCUCUCGAGAACCCAGGAACUAUGGAGGAUCUUCACAAGAGAUGUAAAGAAAUAUUUCCAGUUAACUUUGAAGGUGCUAAAUUGAUAUUAAAUAAAGGUCUCAGUAGUCACUUUCAAAUUUCUCACACAAUCAAUAUGAGUUCUGUCAUGCCAUCUGGCUAUAGGUUUGGAGCUACAUAUGUGGGUACAAAACAAAUAUCCACUACAGAAACAUUUCCAGUUCUUGUGGGAGAUAUUGAUCCAUCUGGAAAUUUAAAUGCCAAUAUUAUUCAUCAGUUUAGUAACAGAAUUCGAGGAAAACUGGCUACUCAAGUACAAAGAAAUAAAUUUACUGCUGUACAAAUGACAGGAGAUUAUCGUGGAGACACGCAUUCAUUGUCAUUGACUUUGGGAAAUCCUGAUAUUAUUAAUAACUCAGGUUUAGCAGUUUUUCAUUACUUACAAAGCAUCACACCAAAGUUAGCACUUGGAGGAGAACUAAUUUAUCAACAAGGACCAGGAGUUCCUGGAGGAUAUAUUUCGAUUAUUUCUCUUGCUGGUCGUUAUAUUCAUGGAGAUUCGACUAUAAGUGGAAGCUUAGGUCUUGCUGGUUGUCAUAUAUGCUUUCAUCAAAAGGCUAGUCAACAAGUACAAGUUGGAGUUGAAUUGGAAGUUAAUAGUAGAAUGCAAGAAGCUGUAGGUACUAUUGCAUACCAAGUGGAUUUACCUAAAGCAGAUUUGGUUUUCAAAGGGAGUGUGGAUUCUAAUUGGAACGUCGGUGCUGUUUUAGAAAAGAAACUCCAGCCACUACCUUUUACAUUUGCAUUGAGUGGCAUGAUUAAUCACCCAAAAAAUCAAUUCAGACUAGGAUGUGGACUAAUCAUCGGCUAAAUUGUUUAAAAUUUAAUUAAAGUUGUUUUACAAUAAUCAAUUUAUAAAACUCCUUUAAUAUGUAAAACAUGUAAAAAUGAAACAACUAUCAAUCUAUAUAACAGAUGACAUCCUUGACUUACGUUUAUAACUUUGAAAAUACGCAUCGAUUGUUUUUAAUUCAAUUGCAUUUUUUAACUUACACUUAAACUUUGCCAUUAAUAUCAUUCAAAAAGAUAAAAGCUUAUUAUUGACCUUGUUUAUUAGUACUGAAUACAUAAUGCGUAUGUUGAUAGUGAUUUGUGUCAUAGAUCCAUAAAUGAGUGUAAAUAGUACAUAGGGAUUUAAUUUUUUAUAAAUUUGUUUUUUACAACUUCACGCUCAUGCAGUAUUGUAUGAAUUGUUCAUCAUACUUAAAAAUAAAUUCUGCUGUUAUUUAAUUGAUACGAGAUGUUUUAAUUCGAAUAAACAUGCUACAUUUAAACUAUUCUAUUGUGUAAUGUAAGUUACGUUACAUCGAUUUGUGCAAGGGAAAGGCGAUAUUAGGGAACUUUUUAGUGUGUCAAAAAACAAUUAUACCACACUGUAUCGCAACAACUUUACACUUUAAUUCGUACUUCACUCAUUCACUAGUAAAAUUAUAUUUUGAGGAUUAGAGACUUGUAUGUAAAAGUGACGUAGGUAGGUCGUUUGGAGAAAAUAUAAAAUUCAUUCUAAGUUAACUUGCUUCACUGUAGUUUUUUUUAUUCAUUAAUCAAACAAAGUAAUUAUUAUUUAGAUAUCUGAAAUUUGCAAAAAUUUAAAAGAAUUAAAAUUUUAUUGGAUUAUUUUACAGAAAAUUAAAAAAUUUAACUGUAAAAAUAAAUCAUGAUAUUACGUAUGAAGGUGGCUUUGUUAUUGCGACCGAGAAGCAUUUUCCAAUAGCAAUGGAUUGAUCGUUAUUAAAUGAUUGUUGUUC
This is a messenger RNA of Phymastichus coffea, 1924 nucleotides long. It is a transcript of the gene Tom40, whose product is annotated as mitochondrial import receptor subunit TOM40 homolog 1. The record is from RefSeq and is a predicted model, not a curated record. The transcript has 6 exons. Gene Ontology annotation, cellular component: mitochondrial outer membrane translocase complex; mitochondrial outer membrane. NCBI's taxonomy places the organism in Eukaryota, Metazoa, Arthropoda, Insecta, Hymenoptera, Eulophidae. The coding region runs from base 4 to 987 and encodes 327 amino acids. Gene Ontology annotation, biological process: protein import into mitochondrial matrix. Gene Ontology annotation, molecular function: transmembrane protein transporter activity.